This is a messenger RNA of Dryobates pubescens (Downy woodpecker), 3809 nucleotides long. RefSeq names its product glycoprotein Ib platelet subunit beta (gene GP1BB). The transcript has a single exon. Lineage: Eukaryota; Metazoa; Chordata; Aves; Piciformes; Picidae. Gene Ontology annotation, molecular function: protein binding. The record is from RefSeq and is a predicted model, not a curated record. Bases 2348 to 2899 code for a protein of 183 amino acids.
AAAUUCUUCUGUCUUUAAGCUUCCCUUAGGAGCAGUGUCUAAGUCAGGUAUGGGCAGCUGAGCAGGAUCCAGUCCCAGGAAAUCCAUUUUGUACAUAGCCAAAGGAGCACUGCUGAGUCUGUGCUGCAUGCAGAGCUACAAGGGGUCUGACUCUAGAUUCAGCUCCAUGCCACACCUGGCCUGACCACCUGCUUGUGGAUAAAGGUGGCACCAAGUGCAUGAGAUGAGUAAGUUUGCUGAGCAAAUUUACCAUGUGGUAGUCAAGCUGCCUGCCUGCUCCAGUGAAACAAAUGGAAUGAUCUGUUCCAGCUUUCUAGUAAAGUAAAUCUUAAUUGCCUUAUUUAGAGCAUGAGAGAUUUUUUUCCUUUGGUUAAGGCCAAAUUCUGCUGUUGUUUAUACCCUAGAUUAUCUUGACAUAAGCACAUUCAGGACAUUCAUUGGUUUUGCUCUGUACAAGGUAAUGGAGAGUUUGGCCCCAUGGGUCAAUAGUUGCAGUUGUGGUGGCCUUACUCUAAGGAGCGCUACCAAUGCCUAGGGUCAGGCUGAUGGCAAAAAAAUGUCUGUGGAGGUACAGUGGCCUUGAGAAGACAAGAUUCUGCCUAAAUGUAGUUGUGACCCUUGGACUUAACCUGUUCAAGUAUUUGUUUAAUGUAACUUCCAAAUAAAAGAUGUGGUCAAUCUUUUUCAGUAACUGCAAGCUGCACUUGUCGAGAGCUGCCAGCUCGCUUGGCUAUCAAAAGAGCAGUCCUUUGGAGCAAUCUUCUUCCCAAUCUGUUGUCCUUCCUGUGAAGGUAUUACUUUGAUGUAGACCACGAAACACCAAGAGUUCCAUUUUAACAAUAAUGAGAGGAUGCAAGUGCCAGGAGGGUUUUUCCUCUCGGCUUGAUUAUUGACACCAGUGUGGUCACUGGAAGUCCAUUUCUUUCAGCAGAUCUUCCGCUGAUAAUUAAGAGUAGAUUUGUGUUACUGCUAUGAGGGAAACCUCAGGGUCAGCACACUGCAAAGGGCUAAGUUUCACCACUCUGCCAAAUACAGUCUUCCUGAUGAGAUGGGAAACCAAAGGCCACAGUGCUCAGGGAGUGUGGUACAAACCAGUCACAUCACCUUCCAGGUUGAAAUGCAUUUUGAGUUACUACUUUGCAGUUGAGGCUUUGAAAUGUUUCUAUUGGGCUGAGCAUGUGGGCCCAGAAUCACAGUUAUCAGUGCUGUCAGCAUCUCUCCCAGCAAACAUGUUCUGUGAGCAGUGCCAGCUCCCAUUUCUUGGAAGACUUGCUCAGUGAAGCCUCAGCUUCCGGUGACAUGCAGCAAACUUGCAGAAGGCCUCAUGUGGGAGGUGUCCCUGGGAUGAGGCUGACCCUUAUCUUGCCAGCCAGCUGCAAGAGGAUUAUCCAGGAGCUCAGCUAUGCAGCUGCAAACACUCUUGCAGUGGCUGAACUGCCUUGAGACCUUCCUCUUGUGUUGUAAAGCCAGCAAGAAAGCAAGGACUGGACUACUCUGGUAAGUUAAUAAAGCUGCCUUCUGCUCUUUGUUUUUUUCUUUUCAUUUGGUUAACAUUGCACAGGAAAGCACUGUGGCAGGUGUAUGUAGUUGUUCUCCUAGAGAAGUUACAGCAGCUCGUGCUCAGUGGUGGCAUGAGACUGCAGGACAAAGAGAGUCCGUUGACCCAUGUCUCCUGGCAUGGUCACAGCUCCAGAAGGAGAUUAUUCACCUGCUGGAGCAAUAUCCAGCAUGAAAAACUCUUCUGAUGUCUAACCUCAGUGGUCAGCACCCUCUUCACUGGCCAAGCACUGUUUGUCACUUCUUUUCAAAACUGAAAAUGCUGCUUUUCAUUUGUGGUAACAGUACCUUUAUUUCUGAAUCUCCUCGUGUAGUUUGCAUGAACAAAGCUUUGCUCAUGAAUGCAAUUCAGAGCUAUGAUAAGGCAUGAGCAGUUUCAUGUUCUAAUUUUUGAUUCCUUGACACAAAUUUUCUUGGCUAGCCUAGUAAAGUGCCCUCAGUAAUAUUGAAAAUACAGGCAGCUCCUGUACACUUCUGAGGACUGGUGAAAAUGGAUUUGAUGGCUGCAGCUAAGCCUCCCAGUAGCCAUCUGUUCAUAUCCCACCUCAAAUACAUGGUUGGAAGACCUGGAACAUUCUCUCUCCUGUAAUGAGUCCCUGUUUGUACACACCUCUUUUAACUCUGUUCUUUCCAGAGUUCUCCCAUCUCCUGUGAAGGACAGCCAAGUUACCCAGCUUUAGAAACUCAUCUUCAGAACAAAGCAACGAAAGACCUGGGCUGUGGUGUCUGUCCUAGAGUGCGUGUGGUGUCUACUUACCCAGCCUCACCAGGGGAGCAUUUACAAGUGAAGAUGAAUGGUGAAAUUCUCUUCUUGUCCCUCCUUGGCUUCCUCCCACUUGUGAUACCCACAUGCCCUGUGCCAUGUAAGUGUGCCACCAACAUUAUUGACUGCACAUCAAAAGACCUCACUGUAGCAAAACUACCAGUUGCUUUCCGUCCUUCAGCUGAAGUUAUCCACCUUGGUUACAACAAGCUCACCUCUAUUCCCAAUGGGCUCUUUGACAACCUAAGGAGUCUCCAAAUAGUCUAUUUGCAGGGCAACCCUUGGGAGUGCAACUGUGACAUCCUCUACUUGCAUUCCUGGCUCCAGUGGCAGCAGAACCGGACCUUAUACAGGGAUGUGAGAUGUACGUCCCCAGCUCACCUUCAGGAUCGGGUCAUUGCCUAUCUGACAGAAGAUGAGAUCAUCUCCACAUGCCAGUACUGGUACUGCAGCCUGGCUCUCCUCUCUCAGCUCUGCCUCUUCAUUCUCCUUUUCCUCCAAGGUAUCUUGGUGAUCUUCAUCAUUGUCUAUCUGCAGAAAUUUCGGAGAAUGACAGCUGAAGCCCGGAGCACCACCUAGGAUCUACACCAGCAUGUAGAUACCUGGGUAUCUUCUUCAAGAAGUCCCUACAACAGUGAUUAACAUCACAAGACUGAAGGCCCUUCUUCCUCUUGGGUCAUUCUGUGCUGAGGUCAUGUGGCUUGUGAUAUUCAGAGGGGCCAGUUCAGUGCCGCAUCAAAUCUGACUGCAGUCUGAAACAGGACUUGAGCUAAUCAAACAUUUGCUGUCUUUCCAAAGACUUGAUCUUGUGGUUUUUUUAGUGCUUUGAAUUCUGUAGCGUGAUCUUGAUUGCUUUGCAGAGCUGGGAGAGGUUCUAGUUUGGUAGAAUAAGGAAAUCAUGAACUGCACCAACCAGAAAUGACUCAAACUGCUCAUAAGCUCAUUAGGGGCCUGCAGUCCUUAGGCCCUUCUAUGUGAAGAGUAUUCCUGUCAUACUUUCUAUGAUGCUUCUGCUUGUGUUGGGUCAGGUGAGGAUAGAGGCAGACAGUGAACACUUAAGGUACUAGCCUAGAACAGUGGAGAAAUAGUUUCCUUAGUGCCGCCACAGAUUGCCUUAGUAACUUUGAGUGCUUCUCCUUGCCCAGUGUGUCUUUCCCAGUGUUUGGGGGGAAGGAAAUGGAUGUUCAAAACCUUACCCACUUCACCCUAUUUUUCUUCCUUUAAAUCUGCUUGUAGUUUAAUACUGACUUCGACACAUACUCAGUCAUAGUGGGACCCUAAACCAUUAUGAGAAGUUCAACCUGAAGCCAAGAGUUGUGUAGACCAGAGGCUCUUUCUGACUGCUUGUGCAGCACCUGGCACAAGAGAGCUGGUUCUCUUUGGAGCUUCACCAUGCAACACCCACUGAUGUGCCCACAGCAGGUUAUGACGUCCCUUAAUUAUUUUUGGAAUGAAGCAAAAUUGAAAUAAAAUAAUGAUGCAUGAUGAU